Dioscorea cayenensis subsp. rotundata (Guinea yam) is the source of this 2628-nucleotide messenger RNA. RefSeq names its product protein NSP-INTERACTING KINASE 3. Gene Ontology annotation, molecular function: protein kinase activity; ATP binding; protein binding. NCBI's taxonomy places the organism in Eukaryota, Viridiplantae, Streptophyta, Magnoliopsida, Dioscoreales, Dioscoreaceae. The coding region runs from base 681 to 2564 and encodes 627 amino acids. The record is from RefSeq and is a predicted model, not a curated record. Gene Ontology annotation, biological process: protein phosphorylation. The transcript is spliced from 11 exons.
UUAUUUAUUUUUUAACUCGUUGGGCAUCUGCAUCCGUGUCGCCCUUGGCCGUUUGCAUUGGCCCUUUGCGUGUUUGGCUUCUUUCUUUGUCUGCCGAACAGAGAGAGAGAGAGAGAGAGAGAGAGAAGAUGAACAAGUAUGGGGGGCAGAAGUGAUGGAAUGCAGGAUUAGGAUGGAGGAAUCUGGAUGCAAGGUUAAUGGCGGAAAGGAGCCGUUUUUUUUGGGCAGGACUGGUGGAAUUCUCUUGAGAAGGAGGAAUUUGGAGCUUUCUUUUGCUACUUUUACUCAUUUGGGUUGCUUUGGAUUUUGCAUCUGGCCUUUGCUUCUUAUAUGCAUUUGAAUGGAGCCUCCUCUGUCUGGCUUGCAUUGCUUUUCCUCAUCUUCGAAUCCACUUUUGAGUUUUGGUUUUAAGACGAAGCUUCUCUCAAAAGUCGAUUUCUCGGGGCGUUCAAUGGUACUGCUGCCAUUUGGUAUUCUUGUUGAUGUGUUUUUACCUUGCAGACUUUUGACUGCUUGAGGGCUUCUACUUUUGGUGGUGAAUUUGGUUGGUGGCUGGUAAUUUGGUGUAGAUAGAGUUCUUGUUGUUGUUGUUGUUGUUGGUUGGAGUCCAGUAAUACGUGGUGGUGGUUGUAAGAAGCUGGGCAAGGGGGCGUUUUGCAUUGGCGAUCAUACUUCAUAGCAUGGGAAGCAAAGGCUUACCCUUUUUGCUGCUAGUCAGCUUGAUGGUAUUGGCUUCGUUAGAGGCCUGCUCUGCUACUCUAUCACCUGCUGGCAUCAACUACGAAGUUGUAGCAUUGAUGGCCAUAAAAUUUGGACUAAAUGACCCACAUAAUGUACUGGAAAAUUGGGACAUUAAUGCGGUUGAUCCAUGUAGCUGGAGGAUGGUUACUUGCUCAGCAGAUGGUUAUGUUUCUGCACUGGGAUUGCCCAGUCAAAGCUUGUCUGGUACUUUAUCACCAGGGAUUGGAAACCUCACAAAUCUGCAAUCUGUGCUGCUGCAGAAUAAUGCCAUUUCUGGACCUAUUCCUGCGGAUAUUGGAAAGCUGGGGAAGCUCCAAACUUUGGAUCUCUCUAACAAUCGGUUAAGUGGUGGAAUUCCUGGAUCUCUGGGAAACCUGAAGAACCUCAACUAUCUGCGAUUGAACAACAACAGCCUCACCGGAUCAUGCCCUGAUUCAUUAGCAGAUAUCAAAGGUCUCACUCUCUUGGAUUUAUCUUACAACAACUUGAGUGGUUCUCCACCAAAUGUAUCUGCAAGAACUAUCAAUAUUAUAGGAAAUCCACUAAUCUGUGGGCCGAACUCAGUGAACAACUGUUCUUCUGUUUCCCCUGAUCCCCUUUCAUUUCCACCUGAUGAUCUAAAGACUCAUUCUCAAUCUGGAGGGAUGAGGCCUCGCCAUGUGGCUAUUGCAUUUGGUGCUACUGUUGGCUUUCUUACUAUAUUAGUCAUCGCAGUUUUCUUGCUUCUUUGGCGGCGACAAAGACGCAAUCAGCAGAUUUUCUAUGAUGUGAAUGAUCAAUAUGACCCAGAGAUAUGCUUGGGUCACUUGAAGCGAUUUUCAUUUAAAGAGCUCCGUGCUGCUACAAAUCAUUUCCAUCCAAAAAACAUAUUGGGGAAAGGAGGAUAUGGUAUUGUGUACAAAGGAUGCUUGCGUGAUGGUACGAUUGUUGCUGUCAAAAGACUUAAAGACUACAAUGCGAUAGGUGGAGAAGUUCAGUUCCAGACUGAAGUUGAAAUGAUAAGCUUGGCUGUCCAUCGAAAUCUUCUGAGGUUGUGUGGCUUUUGCACCACAGAGAAUGAGAGACUUCUUGUCUAUCCUUACAUGCCAAAUGGAAGUGUGGCUUCUCAAUUAAGAGAACAUGUUCAUGGGAGACCGGCUUUAGAUUGGACGCUCAGGAAGCAAAUUGCACUAGGAACAGCUAGAGGGCUCCUUUAUCUGCACGAACAAUGUGAUCCGAAAAUAAUUCAUCGUGAUGUAAAAGCUGCAAACAUCCUACUUGAUGAGGACUUUGAAGCAAUUGUCGGAGACUUUGGAUUGGCAAAACUCCUCGAUCACAGGGAGUCGCAUGUCACGACUGCAGUUCGUGGGACUGUGGGGCAUAUAGCUCCGGAAUAUUUGUCAACUGGCCAGUCAUCGGAGAAGACUGAUGUGUUUGGAUUUGGGAUCCUGCUGCUGGAGCUGAUUACUGGUCAAAAAGCUUUGGAUUUUGGACGAGCUGCCAACCAAAAAGGUGUAAUGCUUGACUGGGUGAAGAAACUCCAUCAAGAGGACAAGUUGAGUAUGAUGGUUGACAAGGACCUUAAAAACAACUAUGACAGGGUAGAAUUAGAGGAGAUAGUUCAAGUGGCUCUCCUGUGCACACAGUAUCAUCCUUCGCAACGUCCCAAAAUGGCUGAGGUGUUGAGGAUGCUCGAAGGUGAUGGCCUCGCUGAGAGGUGGGAGGCCUCACAAAAAGUGGACACACCCAAGUUUCGGUCUUCGGAGCAGCCACCUCUCAAGUACAUGGAUUUUGUAGAUGAAUCAUCUCUUGUUGAAGCCAUUGAGCUUUCAGGACCUAGAUGACAUUUCACUCAACUGUAAAUACUGUUAUGGUUUUUAAUUUUUGGCGGGUCUUUUUGUGUUUUAA